Molecule: messenger RNA, 793 nt
Organism: Homarus americanus (American lobster)
Lineage: Eukaryota; Metazoa; Arthropoda; Malacostraca; Decapoda; Nephropidae
Product: U-scoloptoxin(01)-Er1a-like
Exons: 2
Coding region: 1-480 (159 amino acids)
Cellular component (GO): extracellular region
Molecular function (GO): chitin binding
Source: RefSeq, a predicted model, not a curated record
AUGAUUGCCUUCCUGUGCUCCGUCCUGCGACAACCGAGCUUAGAACAAGACCCCAUAGCCGCCCUGGCCGCCCUCAUCCCCGGCGGCGGCGUCCCUGGUGAAGACUACCCGAUCCUGGCCUCUGUACCCGACACCGGCUUCUCCUGCGAGCAACAGGAGUUCCCAGGUUACUUCGCUGACACCGCCGACGAGGCCGGCUGCCAGGUCUUCCACAUCUGUCAGUUCGACGGCCGCCAGGACUCCUUCCUGUGUCCCAACGGCACCAUCUUCAACCAGCAGUACUUCGUGUGUGACUGGUGGUUCAACGUGGACUGUGCCGCCUCGGAACAGUUCCGUAGCCUCAACGCUGAGAUCGGCAAGAUCCCUGAAGACGCUUCCUCCCGCAGUGAUGUGGUGGCGCCCAGCCAGCUGUACGGCGCCCCCCAGCAGCGUCAAGCACCACCUCCUUCUCAGCUCUACAACAGCCCCAACAGGUCCUAACUCCCCCCCAGCACCACCCCAGCCCCAUCACAGGUGUUCGUCAGCCCCGACAUGAUCUAUAUCUCUAAAGUUUCCGUAUCAUCGCUCUCCUCCUCCACUCCUCAACAGAGACAAACUUAUUGUUAAAUUUUCUCUUCCAUCAGUUCAUUCAGUCUUCAUCUUCUACACUGGAGCUUCUGCUGUACAUAUAUUGCUGUACUCGCAAACUAUCUAUUAACUCUAUUUAUACGACCUAAAUAUACCCGAUACCUAAUAUAUAAAUCUGUAAUACAUAUCAAUAGCUGUAAUCUGCUAAUAAAACCUGCCUAUAUUA